Molecule: messenger RNA, 14073 nt
Organism: Pelobates cultripes (western spadefoot toad)
Lineage: Eukaryota; Metazoa; Chordata; Amphibia; Anura; Pelobatidae
Source: the annotation of a GenBank genome assembly
GAUCAAAGAAAGGAGAAGAAGGGAGAGGGUCGCCUAUACGGAUCCUAAAGCACCUAAUUCUGAGCUAGAUUUAUAGCUCAGAAAAUUGUGAGUUGACACUUGGCCCUUACUUUAAAAUUAUUUCCACCUAUUUACAUACAAUCUGCACUAUGUUAUGUAUUUUUUCCAUUUUUUACCUUAAGGUUAACAAAGAAUAACUGAUUAACAUAGAAGAAAAAUUGGGUAAACUUUUUUAUUCAAUUCUGCACAUAAGCGCUACACCGUUACUACCUAGGGCUUUGAAAAUAGCGUGUAAGCCAAGCCUGACUCUUCCCGUAGAACUCUAAUGUCUAAAAAAUCGACUGUGCUUGGGUUCAAUACUGCUGUAAAUUUAAUGUUAUUCGUGCAGGCAUUAAUGCACCGAAUCAUGUCUUCCGCUUCCGAUAUAGAGCCUUUAAACAACAUAAAAAUGUCAUCGAUAUAUCUGACAUAAUGAAGGAUGUAGUACUUAUAAGGUUCCAAAAUAUGGCAGGUCUCGUAGCAGUACAUAUAACCAUUGGCAUACAUCGGUGCCAUUGCUGCACCCAUUGAAGUCCCUGCAGUCUGUCUGUACCAAUCCAUCUCAAACCUGAAAUAAUUUUGAGAAAGUACUAUAUCCAAGAGUUCCAAGAUAAAUUCAAUUGGAGGUCCUGAAUAAUGUAUAGAGCUAGAAAGUAUUGAUCUCAUAGCUUCAAUACCUUCGUUAUGUGGUAUAACUGUAUACAGGCUCGAUACGUCACAUGUCACAAGGACCACUGGUUCGACAGGUAAUUCAAUUUCUGAAAGGAGCUUAACGAAGCUGGGAGUGUCCUUUAUGCAUGUUGUUAAAUGACCAAUCGGUUCCUUGAACAAAAAAUCUAGCCAUUUGGCUAAAGGUUCCAAAACUCCCCCUACUGCUGAUACAAUAGGUCGACCAGGGGGUCUAUCCUUAUUUUUGUGUAUUUUUGGUAAUGUAUAUAGUACCGGGGUCCUAGGAGAGGAGGGUUUUAGAAAUUGAUAUAAUUCCAUGGAAAUAUAGUUAGAAUGUAAUCCUCUUAUAAGACAAUUGUCUAUAAGAUGUAUAACUUCAUCUGUAGGAUCCUUGUCCAAUUUCUCAUAUGUGGAUUCAUCGGAUAAUUGUGAUAGAAUUUCCAGACGAUAAUCAGAAUAAUUCUGGAUCACAAUUCCACCUCCUUUAUCCGCAGGUCUGAUUACAAUCUUUUUAUCUUGUGCCAGGGAUUUAAUAGCCCGAUCAUUCUUGGUGCAAUUUGAAUGAUAUUGGUGUUUCUUAUUUAAAACCUCAGUAGUCUCUUUCUGUACUGAUCGUAAGAAAGAUUUGAUGGAGGCUUGAUUAGGCAUUGGAUCAAACGUGCUUUUGGACCUAAAUGUAUGGCUCAGGUUGGAGCUUUCUACUGAUUUAGAUUUAAAAAAAUCUUUAAGUCUCAAUGAGCGACCAAAUUUGUAUAGUUCAACUUCCCACUCCAGAGCAUUAGGUCCAGAAGUGGGAACAAAGGAUAAUCCCUUACUUAGCAAAGAUGUUUCAUCCAAAGUGAGUGGUCUGGAGGAUAAAUUGAAGAUCGGAACUAUAUCUGAUAUCGAGGUGGCCUCCCUCUUGCCCCAGAAGGUACGCCCCUUUUGGCCCCGUCUAGUAAUAUAUCUCCUCCUGGUGCUCCGUGUCUGCUCCGAAACCUGGUCCGUAUCCCCAAACCGUCUGUUGUUGCAGUGUCUAAAAAAGGCUGUGCAGUACCCACUGUACUUACAGAUUGAUUAGCUGAAACUGACUCCAAUACAGGUUCGGAGUCAGAGGUGGAUUCCCCCAAUGUUUUAUCUAUUGUGUACUGCCUAGGUUUACGAAUAGGUCUUCGUUUCUUGAUAAAAUGUGGUACUUCAGAUUUCCCACUCAGCCAUCUGUAAACACGAUGUUCUUUGUAAUCAGCUAAUACUUUGGCCUGUUUUUCUCUUUUAAAUCUGAUCAAAUCUGUUUUGUAAUUCUUAAUGUUGUCUUCUAAUUUUAAUAAUGUGUGAGCAGCCUCAGAUGAUGAUAACAGAAUCGCUUGUGUCGUUUCUAGUUCGGCAAUUCUUCUUCUGACAUGAAUCUAAUCCUCCUUGACAUCCUCAAUAAUGAUUAGCAUUAAAUCUAAUGAACAUUUAUUUAAUACCGCAAUCCAGCGUUUACACACCUGUGGCUUCAGCCGGCCAAUCGUAGGGAUAUUUUUAAUCCGAAAACCCCUAGGGAUUUGUAGUUUCCUAUGGUACUCAGAAAGGAAUAAUCCAUGCAGGUCCAAGUCAGUCUCACGUUUUCUUAACCUCACUAGUUCAAAAUAAACAUCCCUAAGGGACGUAGUGUUAGGUAAUUCAGAGGUAGAUGCUGUCCAUCUUAUCCGAUCUGCAUCUUCCUCACUGUAUUGCCAUGUCUCUGCCUGUUCUGAUAGGCCCCCAGCCAAUGUGAAAAAUUCUUCCAUAAUUGAAAAAUACAGGUAAAAGCAGAUAAAUCCAAAAUUGUAUAUACAAAUAUGUAGACACUAACCAACCAGGUCACUGAGACAGUGAACCCAUUUAAAUCAAAAAUAUUAAAGCAGAGGGUGCAUAGAAAGUCAGCUCCUGCCACAGAGCCAUACAUACAAAAGAAAAAGAGAUCCUGCACUCCAUCAACUGCAAAGAAAUUCCAAUGCCCGGUGCUUGUCCAGCACAAUAUAGAAAGACAAAUAGGAUAGCACUCUCAGGACUAUAUAAGAAAAAUAAAACUAUAUAUAUAGAAUUCACUUUGAAUGCUGACAAUUCUCAGUUUAGUAAAUAAUCCUGUAUCAGUUUUGAUGAGUUAGACAGUAAGGAAAGCCCUGUGCCCUUAUUUUUCUGAAGUGAUUAUCGCAGCACAUUAAUAUGUAUUGCGUUAAUGUUUAGCAUUACACUUUUAUCAACAAUGAUUUGACUUGAAUCAUAUAAUGACACAAAUGCUGUAUACAACAUGGCCCAAAGUUAUCUUGCAACAUUGUAAGAGUUUCCAUCUUGCAGUUCACAUAUUGUAACCUUGGCUGGACCCUUCUGGCAGCAGAUAUGAAUGGAGACAGAAAGAAAGAUCUCGUUAUUGGAUCCCCAUAUGCUCCAGGUGGUGGGAAGCAGAGGGGAGUCGUGGCUGCAUUUUAUUCACAAAGAAGGCGUAGAAGAGGUGAUAUGUUGCAAUAAACAGUAUAUAUGGAUAGUUAGAGAGUUUCAGACAAAGCAUUAUAGCCCAAAUCACCAUUACAUAUUUCACAAGAUUAAAGGCAUACCCUAAGCACCAAAUUUUUUUUAGCAUAACCCUGUAAUGAUGCAUGUCGGAGUUAUUCCGUCAUGGUUGUCUUUCCUACAAAUGGGCUGAAAAGUAAAAAUCCUUUUUCAUUCAUAUAUUCAUUGGUAGUACAUUUUAAAAGAGCUUGCAAAAACUACAGUUCUUAUGAGCUGCAGCCUUUGCAACCUCUCCAAUUACCCCCAGAACAGUCUCUUCAUGGGGUUAAUAGUCAGAGGCUUCUCACUGAGAUUCUCUCCCUUUGCUUCUGGCUGUAUACAGGCAUUUAAAUGGAGUUUUAGAUCUCCUUUGCUACAAUGUGAUGUAAGCAGGAUUUAGCGCAAGGCUGAUAAGACAUUUGCCUUGGGUGGAACUUUUAGGAGGACGCCGCCCCCUAAUGCCCUGGCAGAUACCUUGUCAGCCUCUUGUCCUUGGUGCCGAAGAAGUGGCUGGCUGGCCACAUUGCGACCAUCCCCCAUGACUUGGUUCCCCUCUGUCAGCUGGUUCCAUUUGUAUUCGCCCAGACUGACAGCUGUGUUGCAGGCAGCACUGAAAGUCAGCCCAGCAUACAGAUCUUUAAAUGGGGAGGCUGUAAUACAGUGUGAGCAGACUUAAAUCCCUGCUCACACCAUGUAGAGAAAGCUAUCAAUCAACACCUGGGGCUUCCUUUUGUCUUAUGAGGCAACUAUUAGUCACCCCAGCUUGACAGGUGAGCUGUAUGAAGUGCUGAAAAUCAGCACUGCAUGCAGCCUUUUAUAUCUGUUGAGAAGCCACAGUGAUUCUCUGUGAGGUGCUUGCUUGUGGGAGACCCCAUGGAUUGGCAGGGUCUCUGAGAGGGUCUCUCUCUAUGCCCAAUGCCAUUUUGAUCAGUUUUAAAUUUGACAAUUGUAUAAGAUUGAGGAUUAAUAUAAGGUUUAAAAUGAAGUUUAAAGUUGGAUUUAGGAUUAGGUUUUGGAGUAGUGUUCAGAUUAGGAUUUUAAUUACAAUUUUUAAUUAUUAACAUUAGGAUUAGUGCCAGCAAGGAAAUCCCUCUGCUGAAAUCGGCAAUGGAAUCGCUCUGCUGACAUUAGGAGAGUGAAUUCUUCUAACACUAUUGCUAGGGUUAUGAUUAGAAUUAAGAUUUGGAUGAUUAGGAUUAGGCUUAGAUGUGGGAUAGGUAUUUGGUUUACAGUUAGUGUUUGGUUUAGCAUUAGGGAUAGGAUUAAAAUUGCUGUACUCCAAGAUGUUGUUGAGUACAGUUAAGAUAAUUGUAUUACAGUAGUAAACAUACGAUUUAAAAACAAGCGGCACAAAUACAACGUGUAUGUAUAAAUAAAAAAUGAAUACCACAAACUUUGAGGAAGAUGAAGCUGGGGGAAAGACGGAGAUACAGCUGAGGAGAGAGAGGGAAAUGAAGCUGGGAGGAGAUGUUGUCUGUAAUCCGGAGGGCAUUAUUAUUAGUAUUGGCAUUUAUAUAGUGCCACAUAUUUCAACUGCACUUUACAAUAUUAUAAAGGGUAAAAUGUAACAAUAAAUGAGACAAUUACAAAAUGUUACAGGAAUGAUGAGGACCCUGCUCAAAUGAGCUUACAGCCUACAUUAGAUGGGUUAAACAAACACUAUAGGAAGGGCAUCAAGGGAGAUAGCAACCAAGCAACAAGGUGGGAAUGUAGCAGAACUGAAAGGUGAGAGUGAAGUGUGAUCCUUUAAGCGAUACCUUUACUAAAGUGAUGGGUUUUGAGGGACUUCCUAAAUGAUUGAAGACUAGGCAGACUUGUAAUGCUACAGGUGGGACAGUGUGUGUGUGUCCAUACAAAUGCUAUCUACAUAGUUACCAAACAUGUAAAGUAUAAAACAAUUACAUGUUUGGUAUUAUUAUGUCUUCAGACAGGCUCUCUGUAGAAGAUGCAGAAUGGAGUGUUACUGGGGAACAUAACUAUGCCUGGUUUGGUUACUCUCUCCAUGGCCAUAAAUUCAAGAAGAUUACAUUGUUAUUGGUCGGUAGUCCAACAUGGAGCAGCUGCAAAAGGUUUGACAUAAUUAUUUCAGUUUUUUUUUCUGUUAUUGGAAAAUAACAAAAUGCACGUUCUAAUAUAUUGCAUUUAAAAAAAAAUUCUCAGUUUUAGUGUAUUAUUUAUAAAUGAUACAUGAUAAUAUUUUAACAUAUAUCAGUUUGUUAAUGUAUACAGUAUCUGUUUCAGCAGCAAUGAAUGUGAUUAUCCUGGUACUAGCUCACAGAGUAUGGGGAAGGUUUAUGGCUUUUAUCCACCAAGCAAGAAUAUAUCCUUUGUGUUACUUGGUGAUACAGUAAGUACAGUUUUUUUUGUGUUUUUUUUAAAUACUGAGGUAGAGGUGUAAUCAUGAUAUGACAGGAUCUAUUUUUCAGCACCAAGGAGCUCCAUGUGAGUGGUGAACUCUCAUACACGCUAUAUAUACCUAAUCCCUAAAUCACCCAAAAGGCUCACAAUCUCUAAAUCUCACUAUAUAUAUCCAGUAUGUCAUUCACAUGAUUAACGUCCUGUAAAACUCUAGUACCUGACGUUGCCUAAAUCUGCGCAAUGUUACAGGACAAAAGUUACCAUGUGACACAAAAUCUGACUUCUUAGCAAACACAAGUAUAAUGUGUUGUCUGUAAUCAAAGCACUCCAGCUUCAGAUCACAAUUAAUUGAAUCAAGUAGAAACAUUGCCAUUACAUUUGAAUCCAGUCAGACAAGGUGGUGAAUGUCUUGUGUAAAGAUUCUAAUCCCUUGGCUGGAAGGAUCAAAAAUGUCCAAUGUUACUGAUAAACCUAUGCCUGUCUGUAUCUUUCUAUCCUUGAAGGUCGGCUGCAUCAAAGAGUUGGACCUCUCUGUUAAACUAGCCUUGGCCAAGUCAAACGCCUUUGCACAAUCAUGAGAUAUUUCAUAACUAGAGUUUAUGCAGGUCAUUGCCUGGUUUAUAAAUCACAGACUGUAGUGUUGAUUUGAGAUGGUAUUUGUGGUGUUGGUUUUGGCUUUCAUUGGUUGUUCUAAUCCUUUGAGGGGGAGCUUUUUCCACAUGAGGAGAAUGUUAGUCUCGUCUGGGGGAAAAGGGGAAGGCUUGCAUAGGCUACAGUUUGUAAGAGUUGCAGCUUUUGCAAGUUUUUCUUUACAAUAUACCACCAAUGCAAACAUGCAUGCAUGCAUUAAUUGGGAGGUUAUCUACUAAAUAGUGAAUUCUACUUUAUUGCCCAUUUGGACAGUGGAGUGUCCAUCUAACCUUAUGGUUAAUCCUGUUCUGCUUUCAAGACAUCAUUGGCUACAUUUUAAUCACACCUUUUACAAGGAUAUUACCUUAAAGCUUUGACUACCCCAUACUUGACUUUAUUUAGUUCCUCCGCUCCAUAAUGAGAGCUUUAGUAGUUGCUCAGGAUUGUGUGGAGCACAUAUCACCAAGUGCUUAGAUUUCCAUAUCCCAUAUAUUCUGUAGCCAUAUCCUUUCAUCGUUUUAGAAGGGAGAUCAGCUAAAAGUUACCCUGUUUCUGCAUUUUCUAUAGACGUUCAGUUGAUUAUAUGAUGUAAUUUCAUGGGGUUUAUUCUGCAUAUUAUUUUGAUAAGUGCCUUUCACUAAAUGCUUUUAUAGUUAAAUUUAUCCUCAAAUGUGUAAUGAAACGUUAGAUUAUUUACUGAACAGCAGAAACUACAUCAUCAUUAAAUGACAGGGUGGCUUAAUUAUCAUGCACACAGACUUCGUAGUAAUGCAAGCACAAUACAUCUCAAUAACAGUAAUAAAGUGUUACAUAAUAAAAUAGAACAUUAUUAUGGCAUAACUGUAUUAUACACAUAGGCAGAAUAACCAAGAAUAAGAACUAGUAUCAGUUUUUGAAACUUAAAAGAUUUACAAUGAAACCAUAUUUUCUAUUUGUCAAAAAUGUUAUGCAGGGCUCCACAUGAAUGUUCUAUUUUCAGCUUUUAAAAGAUUGAGAUUUAUGAAAGCUAAGAUUGUAAAUUGGAGUUAUUAGUAAACGCUAGAUGAUAUACUUUUUUAAAAAAUAUAUAAUUUUGCAGGAGCAGAGCAAACUUGGCUCAUCAUUUGCCAGUGGAACUUUAUCAAUCAAUGGGAUUCAUAAACAAAUACUGCUGGUUGGAGCGCCAACUCAGGGUAUGAAGUCCCUUCAAUGACUAUGCCUUCAGUGAAUAGCACUACAUAAACAACUGUUUAGAGAUGAUUUUACUAUGAUUUUACUAAAAAUGGUUUAGCAGAUUAUUGCACGCACACAAUAACUACGAAGAAGUAGGCAGAAGUAUAGAUCAGAGUGUUGCAGUGGAUUGGAUUUCUCCAGUUCCACACAAUAGUGUCCAAACUAAAAGAAAUUGGAGUAGAUAAACAUUCUUGUUCUUGUGUAGAACAUUGGACUGUCAUUAAUGGUACAUUUUCAAACUGGACAAAAUUGGUGUCCUUCGGGAUUCUGUUCUGGAACCGCUUCUAUUUAACAUAUUUAUACAUUAUCAUGAAAUAGGCAUUGAAAGUCAUGUUUCAGUUUUUGCAAAUGACACAAAACUCUGUAAAGUAAUACAAUAUAAGCAGGAUACUAAUUCGCCUCAGAGGCAUUUAGGUAGCUUUGCGGACUGGUCAUUAAAAUGGCAGAUGAAAUGUAAUGCAAUCCCCUUCUCAGUGGUCUUACAUGUUCCCAGAAUGCACCACUGAAUCUAUAAUGAAUGCAGCGGCGAGGCUCAUUUUUCUGUCCGCCCACACGUCCCACGCCUCCCCUCUCUGUCAUUCCCUACAUUGGCUUCCAGUUAGAUAUAGAGCUCAAUGUAAGAUUCUGGUGCUUGCUUACAAGUCCCUACAUAAUGCUGCUCCAACCUACCUAUUCUUCCUCAUACACAAGUAUGUCCCGUUGAGGCCCGUGCGCUCUGCCGAAGACCUACGCCUAUCCUGUGUCUAUACUCCCACAUCUGAUGCCCGCCUCCAUGACUUCUCCAGGGCUUUUCUGUGGAACUCCUUUCCCUUCUCCGUUACACAUUCACCCAGUCUCCACUCCUUCAAAAAAAAAAUCUUUGAAAACAAACUUCUUCAGUCAAAAAAUAACUACAGUUUCUAGCCACCUAUUUCAUUACCCCUACUUAUACCUUUUGUGACACUAUACCCCAUUCCCUCUAGCACGUAAGCUCAUUGAGCAGGGCCCUCAACCCCUCUGUUCCUGUGCGUCCAUUUGUCUGGUUACAAUUACGUGCCUGUUAGUCCACCCAUUGUACAGCGCUAUGGGAUUUGCUGGCACUAUAUAAAUAUAAUAAUAUUGUAAAAAAUGCAAAGGUAUGUACUUUGGGGUAAUAAUCCACAAGCACCUUACACCCUAAAUUUUAGUGAAUUAGGGAUAACUGCUAAUUUAAAUAAAAAUUGAGAAUUGUUAUAGAGCACCUACUAAGCAAUGUGAAGUAAAAGUUGCUAAGGCCAAAAAGGUAUUAUCAUGUGUAAUAUUAUGGCACUAGUAAAUGUGCAGAGGUGGACUACAAAAUUAAUAAAAGGAAUGGAACAUUUGAAUUGUGAAGAAAUGUAACAAAUUUAAAUCUUUUUAGUUAUGAUAGCAUUAUACAAAUAUAUUCGGGGGCAAUACAAACCAUUGUCUGAAAAUCUAUUCAUAGACAGGACUUCAAGUCACACAUUUACAAUGGAAGAAAGGAGAUUUAGUCUAACGCAAAGGAAAGGGUUUUUUACAGUAAGAAUAAGAACAAUUACCUGCCUGAAGAGGUGGUUUUAUCAGAGUCUGUAUAGAUCUUUACACAGCAACCGGAUGAAUACUUUUUUAUUUGUGGGGUAAUAGCAUUUUGAUCCAAGGAGAUAUCGGGGGUUAAGGAGGAUCUUUUACCUAGUUUGUUGCAAAAUUGGAAAGCGCUUUAAACUGUUUUUAUAAAACGCAACUGCAUAAGUAUCAGACAGAGACAUUUUUCACUUAAUAUUAAUCAUACUCUGAGAUGAAUGCUUAACUACAUUAAUAUUACAAAUAUGCAACGCUGCUAUGCAGUAAAUAUUUUCUAAAUGUUUUUAUUGUCUUGUUACAGAUGCAAACGCCAGGCUUGCAUUCAUACCGCAAGUGGUGCACCAUGCUGGCGCAGUGAAGGUGUAUGAAAUAAAUGCUGGAAUAGUUCCAACACUUCUAGGCACUUUGAGUGGGAACAGGCAGUUUUCUCGCUUUGGAGCAAGCUUGCAUUUGAGUGAUCUAGACAAUGAUGGCCUUGGUAAGAAGAGAUAUUUUUGUUUUGUUCUUUUCAUUUAAAGGAAUAGUCUCUAUACUUGGUGAAAUAUUAUAGUGCUAAUAUUCAAAGGUGAACUAUGACCCAGCAAAUCUAACAAACUAAUUACUAAAAAGUAUCCUACCUUCUGUAGAAGAAUUAUUCUGGUCUUUGGGACCUUCUUGCAUCCAAAUCCUGGAUUUGCUGGGCUAGGUGGAUAAUAUCCCAUGUAAGAGUCAUGCAAUACUAUUGCCCCUUCCUCCUAUCCCAAUGUGUUUUGGGAGUGUAUGAUAUACCAAUGGGCUAGCCUAGGGAUCCUCAUAAGUGGGCCCUUGAGGGACAAGAGUGUAGGUUAGAGCUAACCACUUGGUUUCCAAAUGUAGAUACUGUUUUAAGGCCAAGGGUUGAGAAUGUAACCAGCAUGGUAACAACGAGGAAGUGUGUUGUGUAUCGCAACAAAUGUGGAAUAACUUUCUAGAAAAUGGGAACAUUUCUAGAUACCUGAAAUCUUGAAAAAUAACUAAAAAUUUUCAAUAAUCAAUAAUAGUUAUCCAUGUUCUAGGUAUAUUAAAUGUUGAAACUUGUAGCAAGAUUGUGUUAUUGCAUUUGUGGCGGACCACUUGGCACCCCGAUUGGGUACCUCCACCAAUUGCAGCUUCCUAGUAUCACCCAGUACUAUAAGCAAUGUAGUCCCCUUAGCCAUGGCAGCUUGGCUGGGGUCUCUCCAUCCCUUCCCACCCUGGACCAACCUCUGGAUCCAGCUCCCAGUGGGAAGACCUCUCCUCCAAGAGAGUAUAGCUGUAUAGCAAUCCAAAGAGCAGUAGAGCAAGUGAUUAUGGCAUGUAUAGACGAGGCUCUAUGCUGUGCGUGAACUGGUUUAUUGGGAGCCACACACAGGCUUUUAUGCAACACCCCAUGCAAGGGGUUUCCUAAAUCACAUUCCAGGGGCAUUCCCUGCUGGACCUGAGAGUGAACAAGUUGCAAACAAACAUCUAAAUUAAGUUAUCUCCCAGUAAAGAAAGCAUGCAAUAUAACAAUACCUCAAAAGUACUCCAAAAAAACAUGAAAACCUCACAAACGUCACAUACCCUGAAAGCCCCGAUAUGGGUGACCAACAUAUCCAAAAAUCUCCCAGAUCGGUUCAGGGGUUUGGAUUUUCUAUGGAAGUCAAUUAUUUGACCAACAGUGCACAUGGUCCUAUGCCCAAAACAGUUCUAUGAAAUCAGUGCUAACGGUCCGUCUCUUUCGGGAGUACAAAAGUACAUAAAAUACUGAACGGAAUCCAUAGUUAACCUGUGUAGCUUUUUCACCUUGUUCGUGGGAACGAUUCCACCGACCAGUGGCCUUCUAAGUUGCAUAGAACCGAACGCAGGCGAUUAUGGAUGUCCAGCGGUGUUUGGGAGUUUCAGUGUUCAAUUUCAGUUCCAUGAACUCAACGACCAAACACCGCUGCCUGCGUUCAUGCGAACAAGAUGGCCGCCACCUCGUGGUCGUUCAUACGAAUUGCUGUCACCCAGGUGAACAAUUAGAACACUGCAGUGGAACGCGUUGCAAGGUGUCAAUUGAGCUUAACAAGCACCUGGAUGGUCUCUGGUUCAUGCGGCUGUUUGGUUCCCAAACCACAUAACCCAAACCACACGAACAGAACUGUUUAAAGUGUGCUAGACAAGGUAAAUUGCAGGGGCCAUAGUCCUGAGGUAGGAUGAUGGAAAGCAUGCUACUCCAGGAGCCCGUGGCGAGGUUCUGUUCGCCACAGCAUUAAUGAAUGAACAUAGCUCACAAAGUUGAUUCCCAGUGUUACGCGUCUAUGUGAGUGACAUUGUUUUUAUUUCAUAGAGGAAGUCAUUGUGGCAUCACCUGCAAAGUCUGAAGAUAUACAAUCUGUUUUCUUCGGCUCUCAAGCCGGACGUGUUUAUAUCUACAAUGGAAAUAUUACAUCUCCAAGUUUCCUGUCCAAACAGUGCAAGUCCUGGGUUUUUCCAUGCCCAAAGGAUUGGGUAAGAUAGCUGCAGUCUCAAUCUAAAUACUAUAUAUCCAAAACAAGAUUUCUUGUUAACCCGAUGCAUUGCAGUACAUUACUUUUCUGUACAGUACUUUGCAAAAGAAACGUGAAUUUUUAUUUAAAAAUUGACAAAUAGAACAUUUUAACUACAAAGACCAUAGAAAUUAACUGAAGAGAGAAGAGUAGUCUUUGGCCAACAUCUUUUCCUCAGGUGGAACAAAGCAUUUCUGUUCCUUGUUGUGAAUCUUCUAUCACAUCCAUUUCAUAUGCUCACUCAAUAAAGUUAAUAUUGUUUAUUUUUUUAUUUCACCACUGAGUCAUCAAAGGUAAACCAGGAUGUAGCCGUUGAAAAUUCCAAAUGACAACACACUAUCAAUGAAUCUCUGGAACCAAGGAAAUCCAUGUUGUACAUCUAUGUAUAUGUUUACACAUAGCUAAUGUCUGUGUACUCAGCCUGCAAUAUAACCCCUCCCCCCUUUUCCUCGUUCUGAAUCCCCAUGUUUUUGACUUAUGACAAAAUAAAAAAACUGUCAAUUGGGAAAAAAAAGAAAAUUCCAAAUGACAUGGAAUUAGCGGCUAUGCUUACCAAGACGUAUUCAAAUUCAAACAUUUUCAAACUAUAUUUUUUAUUAAAACAUAAAAUUCGAUUUUCUAAAAACCAAAUGAAUACCUUCCACUCAGUCAACUGAAUGCAUCAAAUGAAAAACACCUCCAAAUACCACUAUAUCAAAGUCCCUUUCUUACAAAAGGUUUCACCAUAUUUGAAAGUCAUGUGUUGGGUAAGAAGCAUGACCUGUAGACAUCAAGGUAAAGCAGACACACAAAGCCAGGGCUCAUUCUUGUUAAAAAGUUUAUGGUGGAAAUCAGAUAUGUGGAUGUGGUAGCAAUCUUAGGUUGACACGAUGAUAUCCAAUCAUAAUGAUAUAAUUUAGCACAUUAAAGAAAAGUUCUAAUUUUCUGUUUUAUUCAAGUGAAUCAGAUAGAAAGUCAGACUCCAUUUUAGGUGAUAAUCCUACUUCUUCUGUAAUCCCCAGGCCCAGAAUGAAUUCAUCUCUCCUGAAGUAAGUAUUAAAUACAUAAUGCUUCAAAAUAAAUAUCCUGUUAUUGAUACAGAUAUUUUAAAUCUACUUGCUGUUUCAGGAAAAAUCAAGCUUUGGAACAUCUGUAAUCACAGUGAAAUCAAGACAAACAGUAAGCUUGUUUCUUUUCUCUUGCAGGCAUAUACAAUCUCUUUUAUAUAUAUAUAUAUAUAUAUAUAUACCUGGAUAUUUCAUUGCAGACUUAAAAUAAGAUUUCUGGGCACAGCAUAUUGUUUUGAAAAAAAAAAAAAAAAUUGAAAGAGAUAGCAUGAUAAACAAUAUAACAAAUAACCGGAAAUAAAAAAAAAAAAGUUAUUAAAAGUACUUUUAUUGAAAAAGUAAAAAAAUGUAAGUAACAGUUUGGGAUGAAAAGGAUAUAUACUCUGCCAUAAUUGAUGUGUAUAAUUUCCUUUACUGAAAUACAUAUUACAUGAGAGGGUUUUAAAGGGUUACUUCAAUCACCAUAACCACUACACCUCGAUGUUUGUAGUGGUUAUGAGGCCAGGAGCACUUUUGGCUAGUUCCCCGGUAAUGAGCAAACAGUUUAGCAACCUGGGUACCUGCUCCGAUACUCCCUGGUGGCCCGGUUUCUGCAGUCCCACAGAAUUUAUUCAUAUUGUAGAUGUAUUUUUGUUGCAUGGAUGCACCCAUUAGGAUAUCACAUUAUUUACCUUUAUUAAUCUGUUUUUAAAGAUGUUGCAAUAAAGGGUUUUUAGCAUCACACACAUAUUUUUGGGGAAAAUUGCCCUUUAUGUAAAGAGAGUGGUAUGCAGUCUAGUUUUUAAUUAUGCUAUACCUUUUUUACCCUAUUCACAACCUAUUAAAUUAAUGGUAUAUAUAUUACAUACAUUUUACAGACUGUAACUGAAAAUUUAAUUAUUCUUGCAUUAUACUAACAAACUAAUCACACGCUUUUUUUUCUUUUUAGAGACAAGUAGCAAUAGCAGCUGAAAGUUCUUUGCAUGCAAGACUUGCUGGUGUCAUCUAUUUGUAUAAUUUUAAUUAAAAAUAAGAAUUUAUAAUAAUUAUAUGCCUGUCAUCAUUACACACUACAAAUAUUAUAGAAAAAAAAAAUUUAAUAAUCUUAGUACGCUGCUCAAAUAUUGGUUUGCCAUUUUCCGGUAGGGACUAAAUGGUGGGUGGAACUGGAAAAGUCUCUUAAGAAUUCUGAUCUAUUCCAGUCUAACAUCUGGCUCAUAAAACACAGCAGGCCUCUGUUUCAAUUCCAGUGCCCUGGAACGCUUAACUCGAUCGCAUUAUGGGAUGUGCUGACUUUUAAACAUGGAGCAUGUAAUGCCCCCUACCCUCUUAUACCCAUCCUUAGAAAGUUUCUACCCACCCUUUGACAAAUGGGACUUUUGGCAUAUAAAGGAUGUUGGCCUUCAAAGAAUAAAAGCCUUGCAGUACUUUGCUAUUCUAGUGCUAUGAUUUAUGUGACUCAGUGGGAACAAGACUUAAAUAAAGUAUUGGAGGAUAGGGAUUGGAAGGAUAUACAGAAAACCCUUUUAAGCCUUGUAACAAAGUACUUAUGAGAUGGAAUACCACUCGGGUUUCUUUAU